CCUGCCUCCUUGCAGGGGGCCCUUUCACGUGAGCCGUGCGGCGCCGGGAGCGAGGCCGAGCCUGGCCGGUUGUCUCUUUAAAUCGGCUCUGCGGCCGGUGAUGGGCGCGGGAAGAACCACUCCCAGCCUGCGGCAGGGAGCCGGCCGCCGCGCCGCCAUCCGCCUCCCCCAUCCCCAUGGUUACGGCUCCCGCUUCCCGCCGGCCCUCGUCCGCGGCUGCCGCCCGCGGAAGCCGGCGCAAGCGGCUGGCGCUCCUCGCCCGCGUCCCGGGAGCUGCGUGCUGAGCGCCGCGCUGCAGGUCUGCCCGCGCUGGCUCUGACUCACGUCUCCCGGCCGCAGCCCUGCAAUCUGUUGAUCGCCCGCGAGCCCGGCGCACGGGCCCUGGGAAUGGAGACCCGCGCCCCAGCACGGCGAGCUCGCCGCGGCUCCCCGGCAACAGGCGCAGCGCCGCUGCCGCUCCGGCUGUUUUUGCCAAAAUAGGUGGGCCCACUCUCACCCACCCCACCGGAGUCGCCCUGAGGCCCGUGGCCCGGGGCUCACCCCCGUGGCCGCUGCUUGGGACCUUGACCUUCUGGACGGCCAUGGAGGCUGGCAGGGAGAGAGGCGCAACAUAGUCGGCCGGCGGCAACGCCACCUGCCUCCACGGCGCCCGCCCCUCAGCAACUCCGCGUGCUCAUGGAUCUGAAGACUGUGCUCUCCCUGCCCCAGCACCCAGGGGAGUUCCUGCACCCCGUGGUGUACGCCUGCACGGCCGUCAUGCUGCUCUGCCUGCUCACCUCCGGCAUCACCUACCUCGUGCACCGCAGCGCCAUCCGCAUCAGCCGCAAGGGCCGGCACACGCUCCUGAACUUCUGCCUGCACGCGGCCCUGACCUGUGCCGUGUUCGCCGGGGGCAUCAACCGCACCGCCCACCCCGUGCUGUGCCAGGCGGUGGGCAUCGCGCUGCAUUACUGCACGCUCUGCGCCAUGCUGUGGAUCGCCGCGACAGCCCGGAGCAUCUACCAGCAGGUGACCAAGAAGGCGCCGCCGUGCCCGGGCGCAGACCGGCCGCCGUACUCCCGGCAGCCCCUGCUCAGGCUCUACCUCAUCAGCGGCGGCGUUCCCUUCGUCAUCUGCGGGGUCACGGCCGCCACCAACAUCAAGAAUUACGGCCCGGAGGACGAGGACGCAGCGUACUGCUGGAUGGCCUGGGAGCCCAGCCUGGGCGCGUUCUACGGGCCGGCGGCCUUCAUCGCGCUCGUCGCCUGCGUGCACUUCCUGGGCGCCCACGUGCAGCUGCGGCGCCACCCGGAGCGCCGGCACGAGCUCAGGGGGCGGGCGGAGGAGCAGCACCGGCUGCCCGGGCCGGAGGCCGCCCCCAGCCCCCGGGCGCCCCCCGGGCGGCCGCCCGCCUCGCUGCUGCAGAACGAGCACUCCCUGGAGGCCCAGCUGCGGGCCGCGGCCUUCACGCUGCUCCUGUUCGCGGCCACCUGGGCCUUCGGGGCGCUGGCCGUGUCCCAGGGCCCCUUCCUGGACCUGGUCUUCAGCUGCCUCUACGGCGCCUUCUGCGUGACGCUGGGGCUGUUCGUGCUCAUCCACCACUGCGCCAAGCGGGACGACGUGUGGCACUGCUGGUGGUCCUGCCGCCCCGCCCGCCGGGGCGCCCGCCCCGCCCUGGACGCCAACGGGGACGCCCUGGGGCGCGCCGCCUGCCUGCAGGACCUGCCCUGCCCCGGCCGGCCGCGGGGCUUCGGCCACCCCGCGGCCGGCCACUGCAAGAUGACCAACCUGCAGGCCGCCCAGAGCCACGUCAGCUGCCUGUCGCCGGCCACGCCCUGCUGCGCCCAGAUGCACUGCGAGCAGCUGCUGGAGGACGCGGUCCACGCGCACGGGGAGGACCCCUGCGGCCACGACCCCUGCGGCCACGACCCCUGCGGCCACGACCCCUGCGGCCACGACCCCCGCCUGCACGGGUGCCUCCGGGGCAGGACGAGGCCGCACCACUUCGGCCGGCACCACGCGGCCGAGGCCGAGCAGGAGUACGCCUACCACAUCCCGUCCAGCCUGGACGGCAGCCCCCGCAGCUCGGGCACGGAGGACAGCCCCCCCAGCUCGCUCGAGGGCCCCGCGGGGACGCACGGCCUGGCCUGCUGCGCCCAGGGCGACCCCUUCCCCUUGGUCAGCCAGCCCGAGGGCGGCCGCGCCAGCCCCACCCUCUACGGCUGCGGCCCGCGGCCCGGCAGGGAGGGGGCCCGAGGCCCCGCCCACUUCGAGAUGCUCCGGCGGACACAGUCCCUGCCCUUCGGGGGCCCCGGCCCGAACGGGGUGCUCAAGGGCAGCCUGGGCGAGGCAGGGCCCUACGGCGCCGACAGCACCGGCAACAUCCGGACGGGGCCCUGGAGGAACGAGACGACUGUGUAGCUCGGGGGGCCGGCCCCCCCCUUGGCGGGUGUCGGGGCAGAGUGGGGACCCUCUGCCUCCUGGGGGCCGGGGUUGGGGGUCCCCACGUGACCGAGCCUCUCAGGAGCGGCUGGCAGCCCCCGCUGACCCCUCGCUGUGAAGGACUCCAGUGGGAACACACUUUGGGGGGUGGGUGCCGCCUCCCCAACCCUGAGGCCGGACAAGCCGUCCACGCCCACAGCCACAGCUUUCCAGCCACAGCCCCCGGCCUCCCGGCCACGCGGCCACGGCAGCAGGCACCACGGGUGUGUUCCAGUGUUCAGCGCGUGCGUUGAAUUUUGUCCCAGGUGUGGGGGUGGGCAGCCUGCUGGUCAGUCUGGUGGGCUCCAGGCCUGGGGACCCCUGUCCGAGCCUGUGCCAGCGCCACACCCACCCGCAGCCCCCCUCCUAGGUGCAGCCCCCACCCCGCAGGCCCGGG
This is a messenger RNA of Phyllostomus discolor (pale spear-nosed bat), 2857 nucleotides long. It is a transcript of the gene ADGRA1, whose product is annotated as adhesion G protein-coupled receptor A1. The record is from RefSeq and is a predicted model, not a curated record. Gene Ontology annotation, biological process: cell surface receptor signaling pathway; G protein-coupled receptor signaling pathway. The transcript is spliced from 7 exons. Gene Ontology annotation, cellular component: postsynaptic density; glutamatergic synapse; plasma membrane. Bases 676 to 2400 code for a protein of 574 amino acids. NCBI's taxonomy places the organism in Eukaryota, Metazoa, Chordata, Mammalia, Chiroptera, Phyllostomidae. Gene Ontology annotation, molecular function: G protein-coupled receptor activity.